AUGGCUUCUGUACUUGAUUCUAUUGCUCCUGUUAUCACACUAGAGAUGAAUACUGUUUUGUGUUCUAUACCUACUUUAGAGGAGAUGCGUGUAGCAUUAUUUUCUAUGAGUCCAUUGAAAUCACCAGGUAUUGAUGGCUUUCCACCUGCUUUUUUUCAACGCUAUUGGGACAUCAUUAAGGAUGAUUUAUAUGGUUUUGUUACCACUUAUUUUGAGACUGGUGUUAUGUCUCCUUGUCUUAAUGAGACUUUGGAUAUUCUGGAUGUUAUUGUCUCACCAUAUCAAUCUGCUUUUAUACCCAAUAGAGCGAUCUCUGACAAUGUUUAUAUUGCUCAUGAACUUUUUCAUUAUAUUCACAAAAGGAAAAAGGGAAGGAAGAAGUUUAUUGCUUUAAAGCUUGAUAUGAAGAAGGCAUAUGAUCGGCUGGAGUGGCCUUUUAUUGAGCAUAUGCUUCUUCGAUUGGGCUUUCAGCCACAUUGGGUAGAGAAUGAUGGUAUUAUUAAGGGAUUCAGUGUACGGAAUCGAGCUCCUGCUAUUACACAUUAG
Molecule: messenger RNA, 546 nt
Organism: Telopea speciosissima
Lineage: Eukaryota; Viridiplantae; Streptophyta; Magnoliopsida; Proteales; Proteaceae
Exons: 3
Coding region: 1-546 (181 amino acids)
Source: RefSeq, a predicted model, not a curated record